ACUGGGGCGGCCUCUGCUGCCCGGGGGUCUGGCACCGUGGAGGGCGGGGCUUUCUCUGCCUGGUACACAUGGAAAGGCGCUGUGUGGACGCAGGGUCACCGUGCUGCUGGUGGAAAGCGGCUGCGUGGACGCAGGGUCACCGUGCUGCUGGUGGAAAGGGGCUGCGUGGACGCAGGGUCACCGUGCUGCUGGUGGAAAGCGGCUGUGUGGACGCAGGGUCACCGUGCUCCUGGUGGAAAGGGGCUGUGUGGACGCAGGGUCACUGUGCUGCUGGUGGAAAGCGGCUGUGUGGAUGCAGGGUCACCGUGUUCCUGGUGGAAAGGCGCUGUGUGGACGCAGGGUCACCGUGCUCCUGUUUUCUGGCAGUUGGUGUUUCCUGGGCCUCGAGAGCUGCUGCCAGACCCGGACGCCUCGUGGCUAUGCUGUGUCCAGCCCUGCUGAGCAUCACCAGGGGUAGCUCACGCUGCUCUUGUCAGAGCCUCUGGUCCUCCUUGAGUCCUCGGGGAUGUGGCAGAUGCCAGCGACCAUCAGAUAACGUGGGGGCCGUGCCAAGGCUGUGGACACGCAGCCCGCAUGCCACCCUUGGGCUCCACUGGCAGAGAUCCCCUUCCUUCUGGACGCCGACUGCACCUCCGGAUACAGCGUUGAUGUCCAUUUUCCAGGAGAGAGGCGGCCUCGGGUCCAGGGAGUGGAGGGGCUGCCCCUGCCAUGCAGGUCCUGGCCGAUGGCCCCUCACCCUGCCGCUCUGGGCUUUUGGCCUGAAGCAAAUUCCUGAGUGGGAGUGCCGGGGCCUGCCACAUCCUGUCCUGUCCACUGCCUACCCCCUUGUGCUGACUCACACAGUUCUGCUGCAGUGGGAGCUGCCAGUCUGACACCUUGUCACCCCACGCUCUGCCCCCACCCCGUUUUCAGUUUAGCACGAGGUCACACUGUGUCAGCAGCCCUGCACUGACCACAGCCGGCCCCCAGUCCUCAGAGUUCUGGAUGCUUCUGUGCGGCUCCAACAGGCAUCGUCUUCCCUUCCGCGGGCGGAGGGGCCGCUUCCCACAGGCAUCUGAGCUCUAUGCCGGGGCCGUGGCUGUGGCCAUGGGAAGAUGUUCCACGCUGCUGCCCCCUGAGUUUUCCUCGGAAACACUCUUGAAUGUCUGAGUGAGGGUCCUGUUUAGCUCUUUGGCCUGUGAGAUGCUUUGAAAAUUUUUAUUUUUUUAAGAUGAAGCAAGAUGUCUGUAGUGGUAAUUGCCUCACAUUAAAAUGUCACCGAUUGCAGGCACGGUGACUGCUGAAUGUAUCCCGUGUGGUGACUUGGAAUCAAUAAACCACUUGUGGAUCC
Molecule: messenger RNA, 1330 nt
Organism: Chlorocebus sabaeus (green monkey)
Lineage: Eukaryota; Metazoa; Chordata; Mammalia; Primates; Cercopithecidae
Source: RefSeq, a predicted model, not a curated record